CCCCGUUUGCGUCAGUUCAUCGUUAGACGCAAUCGACGGCAGAUCAUCGUCACGUGGUCAAAAUUUUUCGCAUUCGUUGUCGCGCGUGUAGUCCACGCGAGCCUCGUUCCCACGCAAGCCGCCAUAUUGAAAAGAGACAUAAUUCGAAAAGAAGGCAAGAAAAAUAUAGUCAAAAAUAAUCCAAAAAAAGACAGCAAUCUAGCUUCGGUUCGCUGCAGGAACUGGCGUCAAUAGUAUGCCUAAAGACGACAAACAACGAAGCCUCGAUGUACUUGGUUUAGAAAGAAAUGCUUCGAAAAGUACGAGAUUUUUUCGCUUCUAAUCUUGUCCAUUGCGUCCGGUUGUUGUGUGAAUUUUAUACCUACUUCAUCAAAAGCCGACGAUUUUCAGAAUUUCUCCGACUCGAUGUGACGAUAAAGCACGGAUUAUACUAAUGGCUUUAAAUUUUUCCAUCUCUAGAUGAUAUAAGAUUAGCUUUUUUCAAGAAAUCGCUGUACUCGUAUCCGGACACAGUCAAGGUACGCGUUUCAAACAUGUCUGUUUAUUUACGUUCAUAAAAACAUAAUUUCCCCACUCGAAAACCCCAGUCGGGACUUUAAAACACCCACAUUUUAAACCACUAGAACCUGGCUGUUAAAUAGAAGCGUUUUCUAAGCUUUUUUAUGUCUUUUUUCACAGAAUAACAGCGAAAUGGCGAGUUUCACUGAAGUGACACAAGCUUAUAGCAAUUUGUCAGGUGAAUAUAAAGCGUUCUCUAAUAAAAGUCGAAAUUUACUUCGAUAAACUCGGCAUAUUUGUGGUCUAUUUUGGUCAGUAUUGAGCAUUUUUUAAAUUGGUAGACGUUUAUAUUAUUAACUAGUUUAAUCCUACCGUAAGAUACUUAUAUAAAUUUGUUUUAUGUAUAUGUUGUUAUUCGUUUUAAUGUACGAGAAUAGUCUUUGUUAUAAAUUAUAUGUAUUACAAAUAUGUACAAUGUAUAAAGCUUAUGUGAGAUUUUAUUUCCUAUAUAGAUGGAUCUGACGGUGCAACACCAGAUGAGGUACUAUUAGUGUGUAUUAGGAAAUUAAAUACAAUGUCUACAUCUUCCUUUAUAAAAUAUUUUACAUUGAUUUCUGUUUUCAUCAGCUUGUCAAUAAUUUUCUGUCAAAAUGUCAUUCAUUUGUGUGUGUAAUUAAUAUUCUUUUGUUGCCCUUUUUUUCCAAAACAAAAAUUAGGUUUUCUUCAAAUUUUUCCAAGAAGUUCUCAAAGACGGUAGGUGUAAUUUUUAGAAUUUUUUUUAUAUUGUGCUUACUUGGCAUAUAAUGCUUAGUUCCUGUACAAGCCUGUCUCGAAUGUGGAUGUCCAAUGCUAUUAAAAUAGUUCCUGUGUUGGCCCAGUGUUGUUACUGCAGAAGGAAACGGAACUAUCCCAAGAGUGGCGAGGGGGAAGGGCAGCGGUUAAGAUCCUGUUUCACAUGAAGAAAAACAGUGUUUCGCCUGUAAAAUAUUAGACAUUUCCCAAAAAUUUUUAAGUGUGUAAAUUUUACUUUCUAUAUUGAGUAUUUAACCUUUUUUAACCUGUUACCCAAUUGAGUCAUUCCAACAUUCAUACCUCACCUACAGAGGAAAUUCCCCCUACCCCCUUCUAAAUAUACACUUAUCAGAAGCAAAUUCCCCCCCCCCCUCCCCUUCUGGACAGCAAAAAUAUUCUUUGGGGGGGGGGGGGAUCUUUUCCAGAAUGAACCAUUACGAUUUUAAAACUCAUUUCACCAUUGCUCCAAGAUUAUUUGAAACCAACUAAUAUAUCCUAUAAAAAAUCAAGAAAAAACAUGCAUGCAGUAAAAUUGUUCCAAAAACGACAAGAUUGAUUAAAUUCUUCCUAAAUAGUUGAAAAACCAAGAAUUGAUAUGCAAUGAUAUUCAAACUCAUUGUAAGAACGUGAGGUUUUUGCUUCCCAUUUUCAAAAUAAAAAAAUUCCUUUAUAACAAUCAUUGUGCAUAAGUGGUGCAAUUAUGCAAAUGUGCAAUCUUCCUAGAUGGCAAGCCUUCCUAUAAACGCAACAAUUAACCCAUUGAGUCACAGUGUGUGUUGAUGCACUCUACUCUAUUAUUUUAGCUAGUCAGUUUCACUCGUCAAGGGGAGAGCACCAGCACUUAAUGGGUUAGCUGGCCUAUCUGCCCAUGUGUGUAGUUAAGUCAUUGAGUCGCAUUGUCCCCCAAUUUUUCUCAUUCUAACGCCAGACAAUUUUACUCGUCAUGGGAGAGCGCUGGUGCUUAAUGGGUUAAACAAGAUUUUCACAUAAUUUUUCAGAUAAUGCGCAGUCACUGCGUGCAAUGCUUCAGGAACACGAUGCUACCAAAUGUGCCGACGAUGAAUAUCGGUGAGAACUGACGUUUUGAUUUGUGACAUGUUGCAUUCGAUUUCACAAAACUUUAACCACAAAUGUUCCGAACUUCGUUGUGAAGUUCGCAAGUUCAUUGCGAAGUUCGGAAGUUCAUAUUGGAAUUCACAAGCCAAUUUGUAAAUAAAGUCCCUGAUUGGUCCCUGAAGUAAAGGAAGCCAAUCAAAUGUGUAGUUUACAAUUCACAAGCCAAUUUGUAAACAAAGUCCCUGAUUUGGUCCCUGAAGUAAAGGAAGCCAAUCAAAUGCGUAGUUUACAAACUGGUUUGUGAAUCUCAUUAUGAACUUUUGAACUUCGCAACGAACUUCGCAACGAAGUUCGGAAAAUUUGUGGUCAAAGUUUUGUGAAAUCGACUGUAAAUAUAUGUUUUUCUAUGAUAAUAAAAAUGGAUGUUUUAAAUGGAGUUGUUCUUUUAUGUUCCAGUUGUGAAGAAGAUGAUAAUGAAAUUGAUAUUGAGAGGGAAUUUGAAAGAUUACUUGAGAUUUUGAAGGUUUGUCUAUCAAUGAGAGUUUGGGUGAAAGCUUAUAUUCUCUAGAUGAGCAGAUUACUUUGUCAAAACAGGCCUUCAAAUAUCGGUCAGAGAACCGUCUGACAUAAUGUUCGACGACUUUGAGUUUGGGUCAGACAUAUGUAUUGUGAUGUCCCAUGACUUUGAGUUCAGUAUAGCUUGGAAAUAAGUAUGAAUGCAGACACAAAAUAAUAUCAGCACAAUUUGGGCAAGUCAUUUCAAUUUUGGCAAUGAAUUUCCCAUGGUGAAAACCCAACAUUUGAUUAUGCAUUUCCACUUCACGUUUUAUACAUGACUCUGAUUCUCCAUUUAAUAUACAAUCCUCUAGUCCUGGACUAAGGGCUUUUUUAAUGUUGAACAAAGUUACAGUUAGGUUGGACACCAAUUCAUUUGGGUCGGACAAACAAUAAACCUCAGUUUCACUUAGGUUGGACAGAAUGUCCAGUGGUUUCCUCAGGCUACAUUGGACAAUAGACAAUUCCCAUUAUAGACUAAUUUUUAUCUUGGCAAAAAAGUAUAUCCCCAGAAAGAGCAUACUAAAAUGAGUAAAAUUGCAAAGUUUGGUUGCGAAUAUAGCUUUGCAAAAUUUGCAAAUUUUGUAUACUUUUGUAUUGCGUGCGGAAAUUGCUAACCACAUUUGGGCCGAAAAAGGUAGCAAUUUCCGCAUGCAAUAUAAAAGUAUACAAAAUUUGCAAACUUUGCAAGGCUAUAUUUUCCGUAUUUUACAACGGCAAUUGCUAGAUAGUAUACUUCAAAAUAAGGUUUCCGUUUUUAUAUUAAUUUUUAAAAUAAGUUAGGGUUAGGUUAGGGUUAGGUUAGGUUAGGGUUGGGGUUAGGGUUAAUAUUAGGGAUAGGGUUUAGUUUUGCGUUAGGAUGGUUUUUUCUACGUUAUAAAAACGGAAACCUUAUUUUGAAGUAUACUUUCUAGCAAUCACCAUUUUACAACAUUUCACAACCAAAUUUUGCAAUUUUACUCAUUUUAGUAUGCUCUUUCUAGCUGUGGUGAUUUAUUUGCAUCUCCUUGCCUAGUUUUAAAAUUAGUCUACUGUAUAAUGGGAAUUGUCUAUUUCACAAAUGGGUUGGACAAUGUCUGUGACUGACCCAUAUUUUAAGGCCUGUUAAAAUAGCAGAUGGAGCUGAUAACUGGGAGGCUUACAGUAUUCUAAUUCUCUUAGAAUCGUAAGAAGAAAGGCAAAGACGUUCCUGAAGAUAUGACGCAAGACAAAGUUGUGAAGUGUAGAGACAAUCUUGUACGACAGAGGGAAGAAGCCAAGAAAGACCCUAAAAAGGUUAACAACUUGUUUGUUAUAGGUUUUAUUUUUAUUGAGGUGCAUCUAUUAGCCAAUAAAAAAUUGAAAAACAGAAUGAACAAAGUAUAUAUCUUGUAUUUUUUGUAUUUUCUAAACCAGCAAGCACCAAAGAAAGGGAAACAGCAACAGGUUCCUGUGUCAAAGGUAUGGUUUAAAUUCAGGGUUCGAAAUAGCGGGCUGCCAAUGGCCAAAAGCAGGCCAUAUUUUAGAAAUAGCGGGCAAAUUCAUUUCAUUUGCUUACCACAACUCGUAUAUACUAGAUCACUUAGUUCACUAAAUAUGUUCAUAUUUGAAUUGUAAAUCCAAGUUUACUGAGUAGUAAAAUAGACAAGUUUAAAAACAAUAAAAAUGCACAUCAUGAAAACAUUGAUUUUUACAAUAUGACUUAUAUGAGACAUCGCCAUUUUGGCAGUUCAAUGAAUGAAAUGGCAGGCUAGAAUUUAUUUCACCUAUAGUACAAACGAAAGCUUAUCUAGUGCCUGCGAGCAACAUUCAUAACUUCAAAAUGUGAUGUUUGUGAUGUUACUCUGAGUGUGCAUCCACACCGGGCAAGCUCAAAAGUUUGUCUGAACACGGUGGGAAUCGAACACCUCCAACCUUUGGGAUACUAUUGUCCAAUGCUAGUCCAACGCUCUGCUUGCAAAAUUGUACCAUAUUUUAGGUUUUGAGAGCUAAGUAUUCUUAAAAUAUCUGGUUGAUGAAUUUUUGCACUGAUUGAAAAGGUGCCUCUCGCUCGCACAUUUGUAUAUUUUAAUGCUGCUUGGUACAGUGUAUAUAGACAUCUUGAUAACAAUGGACGACUUGCGCUUUAGACUAAAUUUUAAUCUAAGUAAGAACAACGAAAUCUAUCACCACAGCUAGAAUGAGCGUUUUGGAAUUAGUAAUAUUACAAAGUUUGGUUGCGAAAUGUUGUAAAAUACGGAAAAUAUAGCCCUUCAAAGUUGGCAAAUUUGUAUACUUUUGUAUUAUGUGCGCGAAUUGGUAACUAAAUUAGUUACCAAUUUCCGCACGUAAUAGAAAUGUGUACAAAUUUAGCAACUUCGCAGGGCUAUUUUCCGUAUUUUACAACAUUUUGCAACCAAGCUUUGCAGUUUUUCUAAUUUUGAUAACUUCUUUCCGAAAAUAUCCUUUGUUAUUCCCAGAUUAAAUUUUUUUCUAAAGCGCAAGUCGUCCAUUGACUCUUUACAAUGUCAAAAAGAAGUUUUUUACCCAUUGCACAUCAGUGCUCUUCCCUUGACGAGUGAAAUCGUCUGGUAGUAGACAGAAUAAAAUUAUAAUGUAUUACUUUCUGCGCAACGCAACUCAAGCAGUUUACAUGUCCCUUACAGCCGAAACCUAAAAGCAAGAAACAGCUCCUUGCUGAACAGAGACGUCGUGAGAAAGAAAUGGAGAAAAUUGCGGUCGAACUCGAGAUGAAAAAGAAAGAGGACGAGGAAAAAGAAAAGAUCAGAAAACAGGUGGGUUACCUGUGCUGUCUCUCACUAGGACUGUGCGGUAUACCGAUAUACCGAAAAUAUCGGCAUUAAAUCAAUAUCGGUAUAUCGAUACCGCAUAUUCAACCAUACCGAUAUACCGAAAUUUCCGAUAUAUCGGAAUUUUUCGGUAUAUCGUGUUAAAUUUACCAACUAUAUGGCGAAACCAUAACCUUUAUUUUACUACUGAAUGGCAAUUCAAAGAACUUUCUACUGCAAUGAUUUAGAAUUUCCACUUCAGUGAGAUUUUACACUGAGUACGUGCAUGUUGUUCGAAACAGCUUCGAAAUGAUCGUUUUCCCUUUUAGAAUUACUCAAAAUUUCCUUCAAACUUCCAUUAAAGAAUUUUCCUUUAUAAUUAUAAAAGGAAAACCGGUAUACCGAUACUAUCGGUAUAAUUUUUUCGGUAUACCGAUGCCGGAAAUUUCUCAUACCGAACAUUCCUAUCUCUCACAGUCCGCAGGACUCUAAAUAAUGGCGAAUCAGCAGUGCAGCAGAUUUGGCUUAUAAUUGGCAGUUGGCCUACUUGCAGCCUCAAUUUCGGACCACAAGGGGGCUAUUGUCUAUUUUCUGAAAUCUGAACAAAAACACCGAAAUGGGGAAAAUUUAUUCUGCACUGAAAAUGAAGGAAAGAGGUGUAAAAAUGUACCUUGGGUUAACUUUUGGUAGAAACAACUAACAAAGUUAAAUAAUGCUGGGCUAGCCCAGGCUUAACAGGGCCAGUGCAGGGCCCAGGCUUAUGUCUAAUGAGGUCAUUUUUAUUUUGUGUUUUACUUGCCCAACAAGACAAGGGAAAAAUUCGGAGGCACACUUGUGUCAAGUCUACAAGCUUAUCAGAUUGAGAGAGUGUAUAUAUACCCACAACAUACAAGAUUCGUCAUGUUCCUGUCUGUUAGCACCGUCAUUAGCAAGCAGACAGUAUAUGACAUUUUGACAACAACAACAAAAAUAUGACGUGACAGGCAUGUAGCAAAUCGUUUACUCAUAAUAUCAUACUCGUAGUUAAAUCUAAAGUUCUCUAAUGUCUGCAGAUGGAUGCAGAGAAACAGAAACGUUUGGAGGAAGAAAGAAAGAAAACAGAGGCUGAAGCAAGACGGCAAAGGGAAAGGUGAGUGCUGUAAAUGAAAACGU
Messenger RNA from Paramuricea clavata, 6800 nucleotides. The record is from the annotation of a GenBank genome assembly. NCBI's taxonomy places the organism in Eukaryota, Metazoa, Cnidaria, Anthozoa, Malacalcyonacea, Plexauridae.